This is a messenger RNA of Pichia membranifaciens NRRL Y-2026, 969 nucleotides long. RefSeq lists its product as hypothetical. The transcript is spliced from 2 exons. NCBI's taxonomy places the organism in Eukaryota, Fungi, Ascomycota, Pichiomycetes, Pichiales, Pichiaceae. The record is from RefSeq and is a predicted model, not a curated record. The coding region runs from base 201 to 791 and encodes 196 amino acids.
AUCUGAGCUGCGAAACAUGAAAAUUCCAUGCGACCCGCCAAAGCCCGUUCACGACAUUUCCAGUGACAGAUCCAAAAUCUAGACUUAUAAACCCUUCAUAUGCCUUUAUAAAUAACAGUAGCCAUCGUCAUACAACGUUGAACGGAAAAGUGGGAGAACAUGAUUGCACGUUGUUAACUCUACUUUCCUCAAACGCAAACAUGCAUAGCACCACAAGAGCCGCCAGUUCUUUACACUUUGUAUUCCACCACCACCAUGUCUUCAACCCAGCCUAUGCUUCAGAAGAGCAGGAUGCAACACCGUUAUGCUGCUGUAGUUCCUGCCGGACCAAGCUUGUACUACUACCGAACAUUUGUCUUCUGUUCUUCCUGGGAAUGUUAUUUCCUCCAAUAUAUUUUUGCCUUUGGAGCUGGCAAUUGUAUGCGUUGAUCGCAUAUAAGAGGGAGUUGAACGAAGCCAACUACCUAGGAAAAGGAAGAGAAAUAGAAAAGGACGUUGAUGUCGAGGAUGAGCAGGAAGACUAUGAUGGCUACACGCUUCGUUCUGACAAUCCGUUCGCCGACAAGUACAAAAUCAGCGAGUCGGAAAGUGAGCGGACUGUGCAGUCUUUACAACAAGAGAACAAAAAGUACAAUUUCGACGCCCAUUGCUCCAUCAACAAUCGUUUUGAUAAAUGGUGUGGCAGAUCACUGAUUGCGUUUUCAUGCCAAGUGUGUUUGAUAGUUGUCAUCAUAUGUGCAGUAGUGUUUGCUAGGGAGAAACAGCGGAGUAAUUUCCCCCUGCAGGCCUGAAGGCUAAGGUCAAUGUCAUCGACUAGAAAAAUAGAUAAUGAGGGGGGGGGGGAAUUACCACGAAAAUGAAAAAAAAAAGAAUUUUCCCGAUUCGGACAUCAAAGGAAACAUGUUGAAACUAAAAGGGAAAGGUGAUUACCAUCCAUCCAGAAGAAGUUUGAAACAUGAUUGCUGUGCA